AUGCACCAACAAUCAACCCUCUUUAUCGACUCCCCCGCCGCACCCACCGUCCCCUCAUACUUUGCCCCUUCCUCAAAACAACACAAGCAGCGCCGCUCAGUCUCCAGCUUCGCCUCUCGUCAAUCCCACCACUCCUCUUCCUCUUCUUCAGAAAACGACGACGACGAUGACGACUCGCUCGUGAACCGCCCCUCCCUCCACCAAAUCCUUGUCAAUCAAGGACGCGGUCAAUACACCCUCGAUAGCUUUGGCGCCUUCCUCCAGUCUCAGUUCUGUUACGAGAACUUGGCCUUCUGGCUCGCUUCUCGCCAAUACAAGUUGUGCGCCCAGUCUCUGUUCCAAUCAGUCCAGUCCUCUGCGCCCAUGUUCACCCUCCACAGCGAUACCGCCCACCAUCUCAACCAGUCCCAAUCUCGCGCCUUCUCUGACCUGCAGAGCAAGAUGCGCGCCAUUCUGGAGACAUUUGUCCUCCCCAGCAGCCCCCACGAGCUCAACCUCUCUGACGCUGUCCGCUGCCGUCUCUUGAGGUCUGUGGCCGAAGGUGAUUACCACCCCCAGGUCCUCGAGCAGGCCCGUGAGUCUAUCAUGGAUUUGAUGAAGUGCUCCAGCUACCCUAUGUUCCUUGAAACCAUUGCUGCCAAGAGAGCUUCCAACGCCGGUUCCUCCCAGUCUACGUCCUCGUCUUCUACUCAGCAAGACAGCCAUAGCGAUGGCUCGAGUGGAUCUUGGCGCAACAAAGCAAAACACCAUUUCAAACUCGUCUCCAAGAUGUUGAAGCGAAACCCCUAA
Messenger RNA from Linnemannia hyalina, 789 nucleotides. NCBI's taxonomy places the organism in Eukaryota, Fungi, Mortierellomycota, Mortierellomycetes, Mortierellales, Mortierellaceae. The record is from the annotation of a GenBank genome assembly.